Messenger RNA from Aspergillus melleus, 1982 nucleotides. RefSeq lists its product as uncharacterized. The record is from RefSeq and is a predicted model, not a curated record. The transcript has 2 exons. NCBI's taxonomy places the organism in Eukaryota, Fungi, Ascomycota, Eurotiomycetes, Eurotiales, Aspergillaceae. Bases 1 to 1977 code for a protein of 658 amino acids.
AUGUCCAACAAUACUUCUGUGCCACCGGGCGUUCUAGCCAGGCAACAUCUGGACUAUAUCAUUCAAGAACAGGCGCGCCGUGACAGAAGACUAAACAUGGCUGAUCUUCGUGCAUUCUUUUACAAACGGUGUGUUGAAAUACGACGCCCUGCUGAAGAGGAGCAUGAAGAAGAUGUCACAAGCUCGUCCGCCCAGCAUCACCAGCAAGUGGAUGUUCUCGAAGAUGCGGCAUUUCCUGAGUUCAGCCUUUUUGGACAUAUCUAUACUGAUAUUCCCGACACCGACUCGGAUUCUUCCACAGAAAUCUUUCCUUUUGAUGAAGUCUCCCAUGAAGACUCUCCGGUUAAACCUACUGUUGAUGCUCCUGCAAAUGAAGCUUCCACUGCGCACACUGUUAGUGGGAGUGCUCCAACUGGUGGAAUUGCAUUCACAAAGACAUCGAUCAUCGAUAAUUCAACUACUUCUGAGCCUGCUUCUGAAGCAAACGAGUGGCUGGUGUUUGAUUCUAAGGAACCGGUAGAUCUCUAUGACACUGCUUACGAGUCUGAUCAGUUGGAAAAGAUGGCCAUGGAAAUCGACACUAGUGCACAUCAGGACGCAGUAUCUACUAGCAAGGAGCACACAACAACCCCUCUCUACCCUAACCUCCCACCUACAAGACCAAUCUUUCCCCACGGAGAGCCAGAUCUCAGCGCCCCUGAACCCUUUCCCGCCUACUGCGAGUCUUACAAAGGCGAGGGCGAAGCUUCUCAUUUCAACGAAGACGUCGAACAAGCCUACGCUUACGCACUCUCCAAAGUUGCAGACGAAAGAAUCCGCUCGGAAGACAUGUCGUUCAGACACCCGAGCAUGACUCCCUUCGCGGGUCACGGUCCUCAUCCCAGCACCUCUCCCAGUGUCAAUCCCGAAUUCAACCUUCAUCAGGGUGCUUCUGGUUGGCCUAUCACUCCUGUCCGUCCUCGCACUACCUCGCGCUUCUUUCCUAGUGGCAACACUCCUACUCGUGCCCCAUACGCGACCCAGAACCCGCUGAGCAAGCCCAUCGUCGUGACUCAUUCCAUGCGCUCGAGCGAGAUCCUCGGCCAUGCAUCUUCUUCUACUUCCGCGCAUCCUAUGCUUGCGGCACAGCCAAGCGAUCUUGCCUCGAAGUACAAGAGAAUGGCCCAAGAAGCCGUCCGUCGUGGCCGUGUGUCUACCGCCGACAAGAAGCACAUGGCCUUCAACGCGAUGACCGAGAUGCUCCUCGAUUCCGAAAUCAACGACGAGCUGAGAAGCAAGUUCAGCGCGCUGUCCAACGACGUGCUUCGCUUGGAACUCGAUAUCUUUCAGACCCCCGAAAACUCGACCGGCUCGUUCGUUGGUCCGCAGGUCAUCGAGCAGAUUACUCCGAUCGCUCACGCUUUUAUUGAAUAUCUCGGAUUCCUGGAUCAGACCCUCCAAAGGGAGGAACGCGAUGCCCAGGCCGUCAAAGCUGCCGUCGUCCAAGCUUCCUCUGAUCAGAAGGCCUCUCCUGAAAUGAAAUUCCGCGGUAUGAUUCGGCCCAUCUUGAGGUACGCUACACAACACCCAAUCUCAUCCAUCCUACCUCUCAUUCCCGGCUCAAAGUCCCAGCUAAUCAAAUGUUCUAGAAACCUGAAGCGUCCUCGCCCCGCUGAACACCGUCUCCUGCAGAUCUUCAUCGACCUUUACGAUGCCUACGUGUACAGCGACUUUUUGAAUAUCUAUAACUACCAGAUCAUCCACGACACCGUCCUGUACGCCGAGCGCAUGGCCGUCUCCCGCCUUCUCAUUUCAAUCUGGACCAUCCUACAGCGGACGGUCGACAACUACAAGGCCAUCAUGGUGGUCAAUGAUGAACUAAAGGCCCAGUUCAUCAGUCCUGCUAUGGGCACAGUUGCCAAUUAUCAGGCAAUCUGGGACGAUGAGAACGUUGCCUACCAGCAGGAGGUGGACGGGGGGGUUCGUCUCGGGGCGUAGAGGGG